Messenger RNA from Theobroma umbraticum, 900 nucleotides. RefSeq lists its product as uncharacterized. The record is from RefSeq and is a predicted model, not a curated record. Gene Ontology annotation, biological process: tetrapyrrole biosynthetic process. Gene Ontology annotation, molecular function: uroporphyrinogen-III synthase activity. Lineage: Eukaryota; Viridiplantae; Streptophyta; Magnoliopsida; Malvales; Malvaceae.
AUGCCGAUCCCCAACCUCACCCCUCUUUCCAGCCGCACCGUGAAGCCGACCGUCAUCUUCACCACGCCACCGAACUACGCUGCCAGACUCUCCAACCUCCUCAUUCUGAAAGGCCACACUCCUCUCUGGUGCCCGACCAUCACCACUCAUCCAACUCCCCACUCUCUCUCCACCCACCUUUCCCCACACUUCCUCUCUCUCCUAUCCGCUAUCACCUUCCCUUCUCGCGCCUCUAUCACCUCCUUUUCCCUUGCCGCCCUCUCUCUCCCUAAACCCCUUCUCCCCUCUCAUGGCCCCACAUUCAUUCUCGCUGCCUUAGGCAAAGAUUCAGAGUUAAUCAACACCCCUUUUAUCUCUCAAAUUUGUUCCAAUUUACAACGGAUUAAAGUUUUGGUCCCUCCAAUCGCUACUCCCAACAGCUUAGCCUUGUCUCUCAGGAAAGGAUAUGGUCGGAGAGUGUUGUGUCCGGUUCCGAAAGUUGUCGGACUAAACGAGCCGCCAGUUGUUCCCGAUUUCCUCAAGGAUUUGGAGAGUGGUGGGUGGGUCCCGAUUCGUGUUGACGCGUACGAGACGAGGUGGGUGGGGCCAAGUUGUGCGGAGGAAGUGGUUAGGAAGGGGGAGGAGCACGAGGAGGAAGUGAACGCCGUUGUUUUCACGAGUAGUGGGGAAGUGGAGGGGUUUUUGAAGAGUUUAAGGGAGUUUGGAUGGGAUUGGGGGAUGGUCAGAAGGAGGUGGCCGCGGUUAGUGGUUGCGGCUCAUGGCCCGGUCACCGCGGCGGGGGCGAAGAGGUUGGGAGUGGAUGUUGACGUCGUGGGUUCCAAUUUUGAUAGUUUUCAGGGUGUCGUUGACGCGCUCGAUGUCUGUUUGAAGGCUUGGGGACAGGAACAGGAUUGCAUGUAA